GGUUACACAGCAGCGCGCUGUCACUAUUCGCUCCCCCACAUCAUGGGCUAUUUUUGGCCAGUGCGUUACCUCAUUAUAUAGACUUUUCUUCAACCCUCUCUCCCUUUUGCGUACCAACCGUGCUUGUAACACUAAGAAGAAAAGUGUCAUUGAACGUUAGACUACGAUUUGGAUACUUCUUCAGUUUAUUCUGCUUUCUGUGCCUCUACACCCCAGUUUGCCCUGGUGCGAUGAGAAGACAGCUGUCAUACACCAGUUUUCCAAAGAAGCGUCACGGGACGCGUCUCAAAUAAUUCACUCCGACUAAAACGCUCGUUCUGCUGCCUGUCACCUUCUUCUGGUACUUUUGACGAUAUUUGGACCAUCCCAUUGCACCUCAUUCAACGACAGACACUAUUUUACCAUCCCGAAGCUUUUCAGAAAAUCAUGGAGACAAACCCAAUACCAAUUUUGACCAUCCAAACUACACCCUUCGAUGACCAGAGACCGGGUACAAACGGGUUGCGGAAGAAGACUGCGGUUUUCGAAAGUAAUAACAACUAUCUUCAAAACUAUAUCCAGAGUGUGCUGUCCUCCAUCGACCUGAGGGACCGGCAGGGAUGCACUAUGGUGGUGGGCAGCGAUGGAAGAUACUUCAGCCGGGCAGCGACCGAAGUCAUCGUUCAGAUGGCAGCUGCCAACGGGAUAGGACGUCUGGUGAUUGGACACAAUGGGAUCCUGUCCACCCCAGCAGUGUCUUGCAUCAUCAGGAAGAUUAAAGCUAUUGGUGGGAUCAUCCUCACUGCAAGCCACAGUCCAGGAGGACCAGGAGGAGACUUUGGGAUCAAAUUUAAUGUAGCGAAUGGAGGACCAUCUCCAGACACAGUGAUAGAGAGAAUCCACCAGGUGAGCCGCACUUUAGAGGAAUAUGCCAUUUGUCCUGACCUGCACAUCGACCUGUCCCGCCUCGGCCGUCAGGACUUUGAUUUAGAGAACAAGUUUAAGCCCUUCAGAGUUGAGAUUGUGGAUUCAGUGGAGAUCUAUUUAAACAUGCUGAGGGGCAUUUUUGACUUCAGUGACAUCAAGAGCUUGCUGACAGGUCCAAACCAGCUGAAGAUCCGAAUAGAUGCUAUGAAUGGAGUAAUGGGACCAUAUGUCAGAAGAAUCCUAUGUGAUGAGCUCGGAGCUCCAGCUAACUCUGCUGUGAACUGUGUCCCUCUGGAGGACUUUGGAGGCCAACACCCAAACCCAAACCCUGCUUUCGCUGGACCUCUGGUGGACUCCAUGAAGGGGGGAGAGUUCGGCUUUGGAGCUGCUUUUGAUGCAGAUGGGGAUCGUUACAUGAUCAUGGGUGAGAACGGGUUUUUCGUGAGUCCGUCAGAUUCGCUGGCAGUGAUGGCUGCAAAUCUCUCCUGCAUCCCUUACUUUAGUCAGAGAGGAAUCCGAGGAUUUGCCCGCAGUAUGCCAACUAGCACAGCCAUUGACCGGGUUGCUAAGGCUAUGAAGGUGGCGCUUUAUGAAACGCCCACAGGCUGGAGAUUUUUUGGCAACCUACUGGAUUCGGGGAGGUGUUCAUUCUGUGGAGAGGAGAGCUUCGGGACAGGUUCAGACCAUAUUCGAGAUAAAGAUGGUCUGUGGUCAGUUCUGGUUUGGUUAUCCAUCAUGGCAGUGCGCAAGCAGGGAGUGGAAGAAAUAGUGAGGGAUCAUUGGGCCAAAUUGGGACGCAACUACUUCUGCAGGUUUGACUAUGAAGGAGUGGACGGCAAGGCAGCGUUUUACCUCAUGAGAGAUUUGGAGGCUGUUAUCACUGAUAAAGCUUUCACCACUCAGAAGUUUUCAGUGGGCAAUAAUGUCUACAGUGUGGAAAAGGCCGAUAAUUUUGAGUACAUCGACCCAGUGGAUGGCAGUGUGUCAAGGAAACAGGGCCUAAGGAUCAUCUUUACAGACUCGUCCCGAAUCAUCUUUCGGCUCAGUGGUUCUGGGUCUGGAACAGGAGCAACCGUUCGUAUCUAUGCUGAAAGCUAUGAGAGAGACCCGGAGAGACACAACAGAGAGACUCAGGUUGUGCUGGGUCCUCUCAUCGCCAUUGCUCUGAAAAUCUCCAACAUCCACGAACGAACUGGACGCAGAGGGCCUAAUAUCAUCACCUGAGACCAAUCCAGAAACUAACAUCCAGGGGCCAAAAUCACCUCCUCACUCAACAUCUGAUCUUUCACACUCGACACCACACACAAUGUGCCAACUAUUCAUUUUGCUGCUCUUUUCAGAUCAAAUCUCCUCUCAGUCUUUAUUAUUUUGUCCUCAUUCUUCUUUCCAAGGGCCCCUGUAAGAUUUUCUCUUCUUUUGCACAUUUAUAGACUCAUGUAAACCACUACAGAAACCCGGAGGAAGCAAAGUGUUUGUGUAAAGUUACUGUUUUAACUCAACGUGAAGUAAGAAACAGAACAAAUAUAGAUCACUUUGCAUUUUUAAUUGGCCGCAUGGGGUCUAAAGCCUAAAGCUUGUGAAUUAUGUGUAACUGUGUGCUUUUGUUUACAAUGCAGCUGUUACUAAGUAAUGCAUUUGAUUCAGUCUGGGAAAAGAGAGAGCAAAGCUAUUCAAUAUUUACUAAUUUCUGUGGAAUUUGCAUUAGAAACACAAGAUCAUAAUCUCUGCAUCAGUUAGAGCUUGUGUUUAAUAACAAACCACUAAAAUUGAAAAUCAAACAUGGUCUUGAAGAAAGGUUGUAAAACCGAUCUUGUAAUAUACCAUAGAUAUAAACAUUAAAUAUUGCAUACGGGUCCUGAACAUGCGUCAAUACCGCCACCAUAUUGGUACAGGGCUCCCAGGACAAAAGUAAUUCAACCCCACAAGACCAAAGCCAAUCUGAAUAUGCUGGACUGUUGCUCUGUGUGUAGUAAGAGCAAUCAAAGAAAACAAAGCAUAAGGGCAUAACAUUUCAUCUCUAAGAUUUAGUUUUUUACUAUUUUAUAUGUUAUGAAUUUGUAUGCUCAUUAUGUAAUGUUAUAAUGAUGAUACAGUCACUUACUGCAUUGACCCAAAGGGAAAGUAUAACACCAACUUGAACUAAAUGCUAUGCCUAUGCUAGGUUUGUUGAAGAAAACCAGCGAAAAUGUAAAUGAAAUAUGACAACAAGAUGGUGGUGCCAGAAACCUGUAUUAUUGUCGGCUCAGUAACAGCUAGUUUUUGAAGUAAGGAAUAGUGUCUGCACCUUAGUGUGCACACUUUCCACCCUGAAUUAUUAAAUAUAUUUAAACUUUCAUAUACUAUUUACAUCAGAAAAGUGGAUAUUAUGCACAUUGGGAAGCAGGGACAGGGAUGCAUAAAGUACUAGAGACCCAGACUUAAAAUAAAAGUACAAGUGCUCUUUCAAAAAAGUGACUUGAGUAGAAAUUGAAGUGCUUUUUUAGCACCAUACUUAAGUGGAAGUACUAAAGUAUUCCACAUUUUUUGUACUUAAAUAUUGCAAGUAGUUUAUUUUAAAAUUUACUACUGAAAUACUGAAAGUAAAAGUACAAGUAUUGUGUUAUGUAGUUAUUAAAGAAAGCAGUCAAAAGACAUCAUAUUGUUUUUUUUUAUUUUAAAUAACUUUUUAGGGGCAGAAUGAAAAGAAGCAUGGUUUACGAUUUAUUAUAUAUAUAUAUA
Messenger RNA from Danio aesculapii, 3624 nucleotides. It is a transcript of the gene pgm5, whose product is annotated as phosphoglucomutase 5. Lineage: Eukaryota; Metazoa; Chordata; Actinopteri; Cypriniformes; Danionidae. The transcript has 11 exons. The record is from RefSeq and is a predicted model, not a curated record. The coding region runs from base 427 to 2130 and encodes 567 amino acids. Gene Ontology annotation, biological process: carbohydrate metabolic process; myofibril assembly; striated muscle tissue development. Gene Ontology annotation, molecular function: phosphoglucomutase activity. Gene Ontology annotation, cellular component: cytosol; sarcolemma; cell-substrate junction.